AUGGCGUCACUCAACCUGUCCAUUAACGGACCCUCGAUCAAGAGCAGCUAUCAGGGCGUCAUCAACAGCGCGCUUCCAAAGUCGAGCUCGCCGACAUACGCUCAAUGGGCACUGUUCUCCGUUCAAGCUCCUUUGGCCAAUGCUUUCCAAGAUAGUGGCUCCAAGGAGAGCGUGCUCAAGGUCCAGAGCACUGGUGAUGGCGAGCUUUCGGAUCUCAUCGAAGACUUCAACGAGGGCCGCAUCCAAUUCGCCUUCGUCAAAGUCAAGGACCCCAACUCUGGCCUUCCCAAGAACGCCCUGAUUGCCUGGUGCGGAGGCGGUGUCCCAGAGAGAACCAAGGGCUACUUUACCACCCACACCGCGGCCGUCUCCAAGAUUCUCCAUGGCUACCACGUCCAGAUUACGGCCCGCUCAGAAAGCGACCUCGAACCCGAGAGCGUGAUGCGCAAGAUUGCCGAUGCCUCCGGUGCCAAGUACUCAGCAGGCAGCUCCACGACUUCCGCUGCCCCACCCCCGGUGGCCUCCAAGCCUGUCUUCACUCCCACCACGUCCUCAGUUGGAAAUGUCAACCCUAUCGUGGCCGCGCGAAACCGCAAGACCGCCAACCCUGAUGACGAUGGGUGGGGAGAAGACGCCCCGCCGGUGACUCGGUCACAGCUGGAGAAAGUUGAAUCGGCGUACAAACCCACCAAGGUUAACAUGGCAGAGCUUACGAAGCAACGGCAGGAGCCUUCCAGCUCCAACGGGGGCAACUCGCAAGGCCGCCCCGAUGUUGUAAGGGGUGCUUAUCAGCCCGUCGGAAAGGUGGACAUUGCUGCGAUCCGUGCCGCAGCUAAGAACCAGAACGACGACCGGCCGACGCCUGUUAAGGGCUCAUACGAGCCUGUUGGCAAGGUCGACAUCGCCGCCAUUCGCGCCAGGGCACAGAAGCCAUCAGAGCCCGUGGAACAGGAGCCUGCCGAUGAUGAGCGGCCCAAGUCGCUGGCCGAACGGAGCGCCGCUUUCAGCCAAUCUCAGUCGGAGCGCCUGACAUCGCUGCCCAAGCCCAAGGUGGCCAGCAAGUUUGGCGCCGCAGCUGCAUUCACUGGCACCAAGGCGCCGACGCCUGGCGGUCUUGGAUUCGGUGCGCCUUCCGUGCCGGCUCCCCCGCCUGUUGGCGCUGCCAGCCGUACCUUCGCCGACCAAGGCGGAAAGACGCCAGCUCAGCUUUGGGCCGAAAAGAAGGGAAAGCAAGGAGGGUCCGUCUCCAACACCGUCUCACCCCCCGUUACGUCUCCUAUCGGCGUGCAGAAGAGCGGCGAGUGGAAGAGUGGUUACGCUGGCAAGUCGUGGGGCCCCGUCAAGACUGCUGAAUACGGCCGUGGCAGUCUCAGCCAGGAAAACACCGGUGAAGACCCCCAGGAGAGAAGCGUUGGGGCGCCUGCCUCGCCCAGUGGCGGCGUUGGUGCUCUGCGGGACCGCUUCAAAGACGCUCCACCCAUUUCUGGCGGAGCUCCCUCUAUCCCCCGCGAACAGCACCGGGAAGAGGAGGAUGAGCCGUCUCCUCCUCCGCCACCUAGCGGUUCUCGCCCUCCCCCUGCGGGUGGGUUUGCUCUUCCCGGUCUACCGUCCAGGCCAGCGGCUGCUCAGGAAGAGGAAGAAGAGGAAGAGCCUCAGUCCCCCAUCAGGGUUGCGCAGCCCGUUGCUCGUGGACACGAGGUCGAUAUGGAGCCCCCUAUGGAGAGAGAACCUCCUCGGCCCAUCCCUACUCAAGAGAUCGAGCGAGAGCUGCCAAGAGAAGAGGAACUCUCGGAUGAGAGGGUCGAUGUUGGCCGCGGCGCCGCCGCAGCUGUUGCAGAGCAUGAGUUUGGUCAGGAGCAAGUAGCGGCGGGUCAGGCGUCAAGCGGUGGCAAGCGGGCCUUGAUCCAGUAUGACUAUGAGAAGGCCGAGGAUAACGAACUUGAACUCCGUGAGGGCGAGUAUGUUACCAACAUCGAGAUGGUUGACGAUGACUGGUGGAUGGGCACCAACUCUCGUGGCGAGAGCGGCUUGUUCCCUAGCAACUACGUGGAACUUGUCGAUGACGAGCCUGAACCGGCACCGGCAGCACGAAGCGCUCCUCCUCCCGCACCGGCUCAAGCGGAGCCGGCUCCGGCAGCUGCCGGGGGCGGUCGGACAGCAACUGCCCAGUUCGACUACGAGGCAGCCGAGGACAAUGAGCUCUCGUUCCCCGAGAACGCAACAAUCACGGACCUCGAGUUUCCUGAUGAGGACUGGUGGUUCGGCUCCUACGGUGGAAAACAGGGCCUCUUCCCUGCCAACUACGUCCAGUUGGACAACUAA
This is a messenger RNA of Colletotrichum graminicola M1.001, 2322 nucleotides long. RefSeq names its product SH3 domain-containing protein. Gene Ontology annotation, cellular component: plasma membrane; cortical actin cytoskeleton; site of polarized growth. Bases 1 to 2322 code for a protein of 773 amino acids. Gene Ontology annotation, molecular function: actin filament binding. The record is from RefSeq and is a predicted model, not a curated record. Lineage: Eukaryota; Fungi; Ascomycota; Sordariomycetes; Glomerellales; Glomerellaceae. The transcript is spliced from 3 exons. Gene Ontology annotation, biological process: regulation of actin filament polymerization.